GUUCGUUCGUUGACAGAUGCUGUUUAAUUGAAAUAGGUAUAUAUGUAGACGUACAUAAUUAUAUAGAUUUCGUCUUUAUUUCAACUACUAUCAUAGUCAUACCCAAUCCAGAAGAAGUUGUUGCCUGUGAAGGAUGCCUUCAGCUGCGAAUGCGAAGUCUGAAAAACCAGCUUCUUCGGAAGCUGCAGAUAAUUCACCAAUACGACAGAUUAUGACUAUUAUUGAACAUAAAAUUCGGAACCUCGAGAAAAGAAAGAGCAAGUUGACAUCUUACCGUGACUUGCAAAAGGCCGGCAAGGAGCUUAAUAGUGAUCAAAAGGUUGCUGUGGCCAAGUAUGAUGAAGUCAUACAAACUUUGGAAUUUGCUCGAGAUCUUUCAAAACAGGUGACAGCAAUUGCUACUUCUGCUGAACGUGAAGCUAAGAAGCAAGCUAAAAAGGAUGCGUGGGUUCGUUACACAGCAGACACUAAUAAAAUAAGGGAAGUUCUGUUAAUUUUGGACUGUCUCAUGCAAAUGGGAAAUUCUGAAGCAAGGCAUGAUUUUCUCAAUGGAACUAAUGGUGCUGUAAAACUCGCAGAAGAAGAUUUGAAUAUUUUGGAUCAGUUGUACCCAGAAGUAACACCUAAACAUGAAUUAAAUGAAGAAGGACAACCCGGGUUUCAUGCUUACUCCAUUAAAGCAGCUGAACACUUGUAUGCAAUAAUUGAUGGAAAACCAAAAGAAAUUUUUGGAACAACCUACAGUCAUAUCAAAGAAAUUAUAAAUGCUGUUCAUGAAUGUGGCUAUUUUGAUAAAUCUGGGGAAUCUGUAGUUGUUGAUGUUGAAGAGUGUCAAAACGUUAUUGAGGAUAUCCAUGAACAAUCACCUGAGUUGGAAGAAAGUGAAGCGACAGUUCAAGUUUAUGCGCCUCCUGUUGCCAUUCCAGCACCACCUGCCCCAGCUGUUGUUCCAGCUCCUGGUUAUCCUCUACGUCCUCUGCCUCCAAUCACUUUGCAAGAAGUUGAACAUGCCUAUUUCUCUCAGCAAUAUCCUCAACAAAGACCUAUUUCUGAAGUUAUAGGAUCUCAAAAUUUUUUCUUUCUUCAGGAAUCCGAAAUCGAUAGCCCUGUCGGUACACCACAACCCCCUCAAAUCUUAAACCAACCCUCACCGCCAGCACCUAUUCCCACUCAAACAUUUACUAAUCAACAUUACGUUCAAAUACCCAGUGGCCGUGUCCCAGAGGCAGGUACAAUUCCAAUGCCUCCACAGCCUCAUUUCCUUCCACAUCCUGAUCAUACAGCUUAUCAGGGUGUACCUAUUCCUGCACCAAUGCCUACCCACACGCAGUCUCAUGUGCAUCAACAAAAUGCACAGCAACCUAUUCAACUCAAUCCACAACCGAUUCCACCACAACAACCACAACCCGUUCAUGUCGAGUCACCUGUUCAACAUGAAGAACAAAAAAUCCUCACUCCUUUAGAACCCAAAAACGAUGAUGAAUCAAAAGAAAGUAGAAGUCCUGAACAAGAAGAAAUAGAUCGUAAGACUCAAGGCCAAGGCGAUGGUCAGAACAGAUUUAGAAGAUACAGGGGAAGUGGUAGGGGGUCGUCAAAUGGUUUCCGAGGAAGAGGAUCUUUUCAGAAUAGACAAAAUAAUGAUGGCUACCAUGGUAGGCAUGGUAAUGAUUACCAAAACAGAUUGAAUAAGGACGGAUAUCAAAACAGACAAUAUAGCGAUGGCUAUGCAAACAGGCACGGGAAGGAGAGUUAUUUAAACAGAAACUCAAAUGAUUCUUACUAUGGUAAUGGUGAUACUGGUGACAGUCAUCAAAAUGAAAAUGGUGGACGCGAUAGAUACAAUGAUAAUUCACAGAGCUACCAGGGAGGAUUUAAAAGUCGCGGUAGAGGAGGCCCCCGUGGCGGCACUCGCGGUGCCACGCGAGCCCCGCGGCCUCACCAAUAUAACCGUAAGCCAGAAAACGUGGAAUAGUAAACGAGUAUAUCUCAAUAAAAACGGACUAAAUCAUUCGUGGAAGGCAAAUUUCACCGGCAACAACGCGCUGUGGUAACAACAACAAACAAGAGAUUAUGAAAAAUAUAAAAAAUAAAAAAAUAAUAAAAAAAAAGUAAAAUAAAACUUAAAAGGGAAUAAAAAAUAAGUUACUUGAAUUUAGAUGUAUGAUAUAUGCGAUUAUUGUAAGUUACGUUAAUUCUAGAUUCUUGUAUAGAUUUUGUCACGCAAGUGACAAUUGGUGGUCGCUCAGUACCUCGUGCGUGCCUCGUCCUCUCGAUAACUUAAGUAUUAAGUAACAGGAGAUGUGCACACAGUGACAAUUAGCCUUUUAUUUGGGAACUUUUUCAAAUUUAAUGUUUAUAGUUUAAAUAUACUGGGUUCAUUAAAAAUUACAAUUUGUAUCAUAAAUAUUGAA
Melitaea cinxia (Glanville fritillary) is the source of this 2411-nucleotide messenger RNA. It is a transcript of the gene Capr, whose product is annotated as caprin homolog. Gene Ontology annotation, cellular component: cytoplasm. The record is from RefSeq and is a predicted model, not a curated record. Bases 134 to 1972 code for a protein of 612 amino acids. Lineage: Eukaryota; Metazoa; Arthropoda; Insecta; Lepidoptera; Nymphalidae. The transcript is spliced from 4 exons. Gene Ontology annotation, molecular function: RNA binding.